Messenger RNA from Scheffersomyces coipomensis, 378 nucleotides. It is a transcript of the gene PGA1, whose product is annotated as Pga1p. Gene Ontology annotation, biological process: fungal-type cell wall organization. Lineage: Eukaryota; Fungi; Ascomycota; Pichiomycetes; Serinales; Debaryomycetaceae. The record is from RefSeq and is a predicted model, not a curated record. The coding region runs from base 1 to 378 and encodes 125 amino acids. The transcript has a single exon.
AUGAGAUUAUACCAAUUAAUAUUAAGUUUGAUAUCAUAUCUAGUGAUAGUACUGGCUCUUGCUGAUCAAGAUGACGAUCCAGAAACUUCUUCAGGUCCAGCUCCUCCAACUACUGUAUGGAUUACUAUAACUACCGAUGGUCAUCCCGUUACUAUUCAAUCAUUAUAUUCUCAAGUCUUCAUGGCAACAUAUACUUCAGCCAUCACUACUGGUGUCCAAUCAGGUGAUGCUGGUUUAGGAUCUAUAGUAGGUAGUGUGGGUGAAAUAAGAACUUAUGAUCAAACUACUAUUAGUAAUGCUGGGGGUCAUGUUUAUCAAACUGCUAUUUAUUCCGGUUUACUUGGUCUGGUAGUUCUUUUGUUAGCUGGUUUAUUUUGA